CUAAUUACAUGCUAAUUAUAAGGUCUAAGACCAUAAUAGGCUCUGAGGUAUAGCAGGGAAGAAGUAUCAAGGUGCAAAACUGCAACACUCCAAACAAAGUGCAACUAUACAGUACCAGGUUCAAUGUCUUUAUUCAAAUGCAAGCUAUAGUGCUGAGCUGAGCUGAGUUCACACAUUAGAGCCAGUGAGAGUUUAAUUCAAUAUUGUGUCAAAACGUUUAACUUUCUUUUCUAUUUUUCAAUGUAUAACGGGUUUUCUAGAAAGGGCCACAACCGUUAGACUGAAUUUUUACAAUGUAAUAUUAUAACAUUGGUUUUAUAAUGAGAUGUUUAUAGGUGGUUAUAACCUUGGUGGGUGGUGGUUUAUUAUGUGGCUUAAUUGUUUAUUUAGGUGGAUCAGCAUGGACAAACUAAAGGAGGGUCAAAACAAUCCACAAAGCUGUGUGUUUGGCUCGAUGAGGACAAAGAUGGUCAUCCUCUGCCAAAAAGAUGUAGAGCUGGAGAGAAACGAAAGCGAGAUUCAGCUACUGUUUCUUCAGCAAGCGUUAAAAGCGUGUCCUGUGCUCCGUCUACCAGCACAACUGAAGACACUGUGAUCAUUGAAAAUUUUGGUUUUUUCCCUUAAUACUUGUUUCCUCAUUUGUUAUGUGGUAAUUGUCCAGAUUUAACAUUGCCUUCUUCCCUUUUAAUUUUCAGACUCCCUCAUUCAAGAUGUCCGAGACCUCUUGGGAAGUGGUGCUGAACAACCUUUCCCCUCAGACUGGAGGAACAGGCAAACUACCUCUCUGGAGAAUUGGACAGUAAUGAGGCCCUUCAUGGUGAACAAUAUGUUGUCAUCUGAGAAGCCCAAGGAGGGGGUUUGCCAUCACUGUGGACACAAGGCUGCAGUAGUGAUGUGUAGGGAAUGUUUACCGCGAUCACUCUACUGCACAGCCUGUGACCUUUCCACACAUGAGGCCCUGGUGCUUCAUAACAGAGCAUCCAUGGUGGAGGGGUUCUUCAGACACCUGCCGCCAUCCACUUUUGUUCAGCACAUGGGAGGGAAAUUCUCCUAUCAUGAAAAAGAUUGCAUGUUACCAAUCGUUCCUCCCUGCUGCGACUGCUCCACUGGGCAAACAAGCUUUUCCAAGGGAAAGCCAGUUAUUUUAAUUGGAAUGAAUGGAAGAUACAACCUCUUCCUUCCAUCAGUAAACUGCUCCUGUGGAAAAACCUUGCCAGUGACCAUAAGUGAUCUGGUUGAAAGUGGUUACUGGCCAGCCACUGUCAAUUUUGAGACCUUUUACUUGGUGGACUUGUUCACCACGUAUGAGGAUCUAAAAAUCACUGCCCCAGGGAUGUCGAGACAAGCUUUUGUCAGCAUGCUCGAGUGUCGUACAAAACUCUUCGGGCGAAGUGGUAAGAUUUGUGGGGACACAAUGCAGAGGGCCUUCCUCGAAUGGGCCUAUGCCAAAUUUGAGGUAGACAAGCUGUCUCAGGUCCAGCAUUUUCAGUGCCCUGCAUGCACACCCUCCAUGUUGGCAGUUGCAGUGGAUGGGAACCGCAAAUUAUAUCGUUUCAAAAGCCAACCAGGGCCUGAUGGGUUUUUUGAUGGAGUCUUUUUGGCCAAUGAUGCUGAGGUGUCCUCCUUUGUUGAUUACAUCCAUGGAACAACUGGACAUAAUCCAGGGAAAGGGAGAUGUGGUGCGGGUCAGUGGACCGCAGCACGAGAGUCUGCCAACAAGUCUGGAAGCAAACUAGACGAGGAAGGUGUUGAAGUUGCUGUCUGCCGUCAUGGGGUUUUGCUGAAGGGACUGAAUAUGUUCCGUGGAGAAAUAUUUGCAUACCCAUUAUAUCUCCAGAAACAGCUAGCUUCACAGACCGUCAGUUUUUUUUGCUCUGAUGUGGUCUGCAAAUAUUGGCCAUAUCUGCAGAAAGUUGUGGACCACUGUCCAGAGUUGGAGGACUUGCUGAACAUGCGCCCAUUUCUCUCCAUCAUGCAUGCAAAAGCGCAUUCAUGGAUGUGUGAGUUAAAAUGGGGGGGACGCAAUCAAGAAGGAGCUGGAACAACAAUCGGGGAGGAGGUUGAACAGGUUAACAGCUUCCUCUCUCGAGCAGCCAUAUGUUCAAAGUACAUGUCAAAAGCCGUUCGCACAGACAUGCUAACAAUCCAGGCAAGUGGCUGGAACAAGCGAAAGGCAGAAAACCUUGACCGGACACUGGCCAAAAGAUACAUCAAGACUGUACAAAGGAUUGCAGAGGCAACAAAGGACCUGGAGAAACUCACAGCUGAGUUAUCUCUACAGCAAGACACAGUCCAGCAGUGGGUGUCUGAUGUUCAGCAGUGGACCUCAGGAGCAACAAUCCAAAAUGACCUGCAGAGGACCAUCGAGGGGCUAUAUUUGGGCAUCAAACAGCGAAAAUUUCAGCAUGUAUCGUCAGUCUGGUGGGAACAAGCGAAGGCAUCAACUGAGAAGAAAGAUUGCUGUUGAGAAGAAAGCCUUGGAAGUUGCCAUCAAUGACCACAAUGCUACUGUGGGGGAAGUUGAAAAACUGCCUCCUCCCAAUGAACUCCUGGCUGUGGACAACUAUUCCUGGCCAUGGGAAUGUAAGUACUUCCUCUGAAAUGCACUGAAUACAAAUUGUUUGAUGCACACAUCU
Molecule: messenger RNA, 2636 nt
Organism: Cyprinus carpio (common carp)
Lineage: Eukaryota; Metazoa; Chordata; Actinopteri; Cypriniformes; Cyprinidae
Exons: 12
Coding region: 803-2467 (554 amino acids)
Source: RefSeq, a predicted model, not a curated record